GGUCGAAGUACGUGGGCUCUGUCGUCGCAUUUUCUUUUGUCUGCAAAAACCCCGCACGACGCAGUGAGCUAGCUAAAAGUCGAUCCCCUCACACCAUAUAAACAAAUGGGAAAUGGAGCGGGCAUCCCCUGACUUUGAUCAAUGUACCGCAUUGGUUGCCCAAGAUAAGGAACUGCAGAUUCCCAUUGUUCUCCAAAGUUUGGUUGGAAAUGGACAUCAUUGUCCCGUCAUGGAUCUUGCUUGCCUGCUCUCACUCUCGAUAAUCUCGAGGCAGACAGACACAGCUUGACCUGUUCUGCCUGUACGAAUUAACCACCUUUGUCUGAACCAAAGUUGGGAUUCAUCUUAUCACUGCACAGGACAUGAGAAACACAAAUCGCGUCGCAAUACAAACAACACUGCAUUUCCGCCCGCAUCAUACCGGUACGAAGCAGGUUGUGCAGCAGACUGGCCAAUAGACUGGUGCAGCUCAGGCACCUAAGCUAUGGAGACCACCUCGGGUAAAGUAUCUUGGGUAGACGGUGCGUUGGACCGUUAGAGUCUUGGAGAGGGGCGAGGGGGGGACCUCUCCAGCUAUUAAUAUGGGGAUGGGGUAAUCUGCGUCGUAGGUAUUUAUAGGCCCCGGGCACUCCGGUUCCUUUCCGAACUUCUCAGCUUUGUUGGUUCGACCGGUGAUGCGCUCAUAGAAACAACGACUUGCGACCGUGGAUGACAAGGUACACUACUCAGGAGCAGGAUAAAAAGUCGAAAGCAAGCAGCAUGUCCAUUCCUCACAGGCCCGUCACCAAAGUCAUGGGUCCCCAUGAGGAGACCACCAAUAGGCCUGACCAAUGGAAGAUCGCCCAAGGCAUGGCCGGCGCCCUCCUGCCAGCAUUGGACAUGACCGGCCCCGAAACCAAAGAAAUUCCACCCCAGAAAUUUGGGCCCCUUACCAAAGAUGAGGAAGCCAUCAAGUCUGUUGGCGACCGAUCAAAACUGUUUGCUAGGGAGCGAAAGGGGUGGAAGGGCUUUGUCGAGUGGGAAAACUACCCCGAGAAAAAGGCAGCUGCCCACAAGAUCCUCAGCUCCCAGACCUGGCCACCCAACCCAGAGUACCAGCUUGCUGAGAUUCCGGGAACAAACCCGGUCCUCCCUGGCACCCGCUUCAAGCUUUGGCAUCACGCUCUGGGCGGCGAGCUCGAAGACGUGGUUGAUGAUUCCUGGAACUGUGUGCUCGAGGAGAAGCAUGUUGAUAUGCUCCACUUGCUGCAGUUCCCCUAUAACGGGGAGCCGCCCAAGCGCUUGACGGCAGCCAAAGACAUAACGCCCAACCCGCUGCACUUUGUACGGAACCACGGCGGUAUCCCCUCCAUCGAAAAGGAUGAUUUCAGCUUCGACGUCGACGGUCUCGUCAAGAACCCCAAGACGUUUACGCUCGACGACCUCAUGGACGAGUCCCGAUUCCCGCGCAUGGAGAAGCACGUAACCAUUCAGUGCUCGGGCACGCGUCGCAUUGAGCAGAUUGUCAAGUACCCCGGCCAGGGUGACGAAGUACCCCAGGCGCCAUGGGCAGAAGGAGCCAUCGGGACGGCCAAGUGGACGGGAGUCAGCCUCAAGGCGGUCAUCAAGGAGUGCGGUGGUAUGGUCGACGGAGCCAAGCAUGUCGAGUUCUACGGCGCCGACACCUAUGUCAAGAGCGAAAAGGCCAUGAACUAUGUGGUCAGCGUGCCGUGGUCCAAGGUCAAGGCCAACGAAGUGAUGCUGGCCUGGGCCAUGAACGACGAGCCGCUGCCCAAGAUCCACGGGUUCCCCCUGCGGACGGUGGUCUUUGGCUACAUCGGGGCGCGCAGCGUCAAGUGGCUGUACCGAAUCAAGGCCAUCAAGCAGCCGAGUCGCGCGCCGGUCCAGACGCAGGAGUAUCUCUACUUCCCGCAGCAGGUGGGCAAGCACAACUUCAACCUGACCGACGGCAUCCAGAUCCAGGAGAUGCCGGUCAGCUCUGCCAUCAUGUCCCCAUGGAUGAAGCAGGUGGUGAUCCACAACGGCAAGAUACGAUGCAACGGCUGGGCCUACUCGGGCGGUGGCCGGUGGCCCGAGCGGGUCGAGUUGUCGGCCGACGGGGGCUUCAACUGGUACACGGUGCCGCUCGAGAACCUGUCCAAGAAGCGAAAGUGGACGUGGCGGACGUGGCACAUGGAGCUUCCCUGCGACGUCGAGGGUUGGAUAGAGAUCGUCGUGCGGUGCUGGGACAACAGCUUGAACACGCAGCCGCCCGAGGUGCGCACGGCCUGGAACUGGGGCUUGCACGUCACCAGCUCGUGUCAUCGCGUGUCGGUGUACAGCAUCAACAAAACCCGGCCCAAAACCCAGGCUCGCAUGGCAGAGCUUGAGGGCAAGAACAUCCCCAUCGUACCUAUCACCGUACCACUCGAAGUCCCAGCGCAGGGUUCAGACGAGUACGAGGAGUUUUGGCGGACCCAUGAGCCCCGAGAUGCCGAAGAGUAGGUAUAUGGCGGGCAGUUUCCAACAUGUAAGCCUCGCGAGUUGUCGACAGGAUUGCAAAGGCUGAACACUGGUGGGAAAUAAGAAACAAGAAGAAAACGGAGAACAAAGCUAGGACAAAAGAAAGUAGGGGCAGUCGGUGGAGGACAGAAUUGCAAGCUUCAAUUGUUCACCUAUGCAACAUUAAGCCGAAUCCUAUUAGUUCUAGUCUAGUUCUUGUUCCUGUUGCCAAUUGGGCGUCGGUAAGGGCCAUGUUAAUAUAGGGCAUAAUCUAGGCGGCCACUCAGCAGUCAGCUGAUGCAAGCGCACCCUGAAUCGCGCUACGCCUGUGGCAGGCCUCCAUUUUGGACAUUGGAACUGAAGAUUUGCUCCGGAAAAAGUGAAUCUCCACUGAAAACUACAGUAGCACAUCGAGUAAAGUGGGUCCAAACCCCCACCAAUGCUGCGGGGUGGGGAUGACCUGGCCUGUCACCUACUUUGUACAAACGGGCAUG
Messenger RNA from Pyricularia oryzae 70-15, 2975 nucleotides. Its product is annotated as nitrate reductase 1. The transcript has 3 exons. Gene Ontology annotation, molecular function: molybdenum ion binding; oxidoreductase activity. Gene Ontology annotation, cellular component: mitochondrion. The record is from RefSeq and is a predicted model, not a curated record. The coding region runs from base 709 to 2484 and encodes 591 amino acids. Lineage: Eukaryota; Fungi; Ascomycota; Sordariomycetes; Magnaporthales; Pyriculariaceae.